This is a messenger RNA of Fusarium vanettenii 77-13-4, 1695 nucleotides long. RefSeq lists its product as uncharacterized. Gene Ontology annotation, cellular component: nucleus. Gene Ontology annotation, biological process: mRNA processing. The record is from RefSeq and is a predicted model, not a curated record. NCBI's taxonomy places the organism in Eukaryota, Fungi, Ascomycota, Sordariomycetes, Hypocreales, Nectriaceae. The transcript has 4 exons. The coding region runs from base 1 to 1695 and encodes 564 amino acids. Gene Ontology annotation, molecular function: RNA binding.
AUGGCUACCUUGGACGUGGAGGCACUCCUCGACGCCACCGCGAAGGAUUCGGCCGAGCAGAAGAACAAGAGCCCCGUUGAGGAUAGAACGCGAGACGAGGCCCCUAGCCGCCGUGAUCGAGACCGAGAACGCGACCGUGGCCGUGAUCGAGAUGGAAGCAGAAGCCGCGACCAUGGCCGACGCAGGGACCGUAGAGACAGCCAGACUCGAAGUCGCAGAGGCACUCCUGAUGUAGGAACACCACGAAGCGACGCAGGCAGCCACAAGAGUAGGAGGAGAAGCCGAAGCCGCGAUGAUGAUCGCCGUCACUCACGCCGAAACAGAGACGGCGAUUAUUACAGAGGAGGGCGACGCUCACGAUCACGAUCACGCUCGCCCUACCGCCACUACCGCCCUCGCGACGACCGGGACCACCGUGACAGGCGAGACCGCGACCGACGCCCUCGUGAAUUUGGACGCGGCCGGGAUGAUGAUCGACGGGAGCCCAAGCGUGACGGCACGCCACAGCUUACGGAGGACGAGCGGGAUCGUCGCACUGUGUUUGUCCAGCAGCUUGCCGCUCGUCUGCGCACCCGUGAGCUGAAGGAGUUCUUUGAAAAGGUGGGACCUGUUAAUGAGGCCCAAAUUGUCAAAGAUCGUAUCAGCCAAAGAUCCAAGGGAGUGGGUUAUGUCGAAUUCAAAAACGAAGAAUCCGUUACCCAGGCCCUUCAACUUACUGGACAAAAACUCCUAGGAAUUCCUGUCAUCGUUCAGGUGACAGAGGCCGAGAAGAACCGCCAGGCUCGCAACCCUGAAGCGUCGGGACCCCAUCCCAACUCCAUCCCCUUCCACCGUCUCUACGUUGGCAACAUCCACUUCAACGUCACCGAGCAAGAUUUGCAAGCGGUUUUUGAGCCUUUUGGUGAGCUCGAGUUUGUCCAACUCCAAAAGGACGAGAAUGGCCGCAGCCGCGGCUAUGGCUUUGUCCAAUUCCGCGAUGCUGGUCAGGCACGAGAGGCGUUGGAGAAGAUGAACGGCUUUGACCUGGCUGGUCGUCCCAUCCGCGUCGGUCUCGGAAACGAUAAGUUUACCCCUGAGAGUACUGCCAACAUGCUGCAGAGAUUUUCCGGCCAGAACCAGUCCUUCCAGGGCUCGGCAUUUUCAGGUGCAGGUGGACGUGGCCCUCAAUCCUCGACAUUUGAUCGAGCUGGCGGCCGUGACAGUGAGAAGACUGGAGGUUCCAGCGCCCUGGACGACACGGAUGUGGCGGGAGUCAACUUUAACAACUAUAGUCGCGAUGCAUUGAUGAGGAAGCUUGCCAGAACCGACGAUACCAACACCAAUGGCAAUGACGAGCGACAGGUCCUGAAGCCCAAGAUGGAGACAAAACCCCUGCCUAUGAAUGUGAACAUGGCUAGUCGCUGUGUUGUUCUUCAUAACAUGUUUGACCCUGAAGAGGAAGAGGGUGACGAUUGGGUCAAGGAACUCGAGGACGAUGUUCGUCAAGAGGCCGAGAGUCGGUACGGACACGUUGUCCACAUCUCGGUUGACCCCAACUCAAAGGGCGAUAUCUAUCUCAAAUUUGACAAAGUCCAGGGCGGCGAGAAUGCCAUCAAGGGCCUCAACGGCCGGUACUUCGGCGGACGGAUGAUCGACGCGUCCCCUGUUGUAGAUGCCGUCUACAGCAGUUUGUUCUCUCGUACUCGGGCAAUCUGA